Megalops cyprinoides (Indo-Pacific tarpon) is the source of this 5989-nucleotide messenger RNA. It is a transcript of the gene alpk2, whose product is annotated as alpha-kinase 2. Gene Ontology annotation, biological process: protein phosphorylation. The transcript has 11 exons. Bases 100 to 4290 code for a protein of 1396 amino acids. NCBI's taxonomy places the organism in Eukaryota, Metazoa, Chordata, Actinopteri, Elopiformes, Megalopidae. The record is from RefSeq and is a predicted model, not a curated record. Gene Ontology annotation, molecular function: ATP binding; protein serine/threonine kinase activity.
CCUCAACUGUGUGUGAACAUGUUCCUAUCUCCUACAUCAUCAGCUAGUAUUAUCAGCUAUUCGGAUGUUAAAAAGGCGUGCUGAGGAAACGAUCAGGGAAUGGCCCGCUUUUUGACCGUGCUGGAGAUUUGGCGCUUUGGCCCACAUCACCACCCUGUGACCCGGGCAUGCACCGAAGAGCAACACAACGUGACUAACACAAGAGAGGAGACAACUGCGGACCAGGUGGACCCCGACGUUACAAAUAAACCGCUGUCAUCAGAGGCGUCCACUGCUCAGCCUUGGCCUGAAUCAGCGGGCAAUGAGCAGAAUGCCAUAACUCAGCUGGAUAACUACAGCCUGCACAAUGACAGCAGAGCAGAUACCCUCUGCAGUACGGAAGAAAACAUUUUGUCCUUUAUGGAUACUCAGAGGACAGAGGGCUGCAUGACUGGCUCGCGUGACAUUGUUUGGAGGUCAGAGGUGCACCAGAUUAACCAAAAAGGUGAGGUGGCACAGUCGACAGCAAGUCUAAGCGGGCAUGUCAUUCCAAGCAGCUUAAAUGACAGUUGCACUUCAACGCAAGCAGUCAACUUAAUGCAGGCAGAUGCAACAAGCAGUUGCUAUGGUUCUCAUGAGUUGUGGCUGCGUGCAGGCCACAUGCCAGCAGGUGAUGAUGACGGUCCUAUUAUGGACAAACAGAACAAGCGCUCUGUCGUCACAAGCUUUGACGGUAAUCGCAGAAGAAACACGAAGGUGUUAGAUUACCCCUUGGUAACAGAGGCUGCCAUUGGCCUGGUCAUUGAUGACUCACGGUUGAGGAUGCCACCUGUUGAAGGAUGGCCAUACACAGACAGCUGGUCAAGUGCAUACUCAGACGGAGUUCAUAUUGUUGCUCAUAACCCAGAUGAAGCUCCAGUCGUAGUAGUACCGGAAUUGGCAGCCAUGGCAAUCAAAGGCCAAGAACUGGAGUCCCAGAAGAGUGAAGAAAACUCAGUUACAGCAGAAAAUAUGCGUUUAACCAAAGAUGCCCAAGACCAUGCCGGAUUGGCAGCAGAAGGGGGAGGAGAGAAAGUCCAGACCCAGAUAAAAAUCCUGGUUGGCGCCUCAGACGAUCAGUCGUCUCCCGACAGAGAUAAGGAGCCAAGACAUACUCCACUCACAGAGAACAUUACUCCAGUGACCUCAGAGAACCAGAGACGUAUGAGUGUUCAUCACACUGUAGCUUCAGCAAAUUUCUAUGCUUCGGAUAUAACUGAUGCCAUGCCAUCUGUAAGUGACAGAACUGCGGAUAUAAUUUCUGUGAGGGACAAUGUGUUUGCCGGAGAAAAGGACAUGGAUAUUGACUGUCAAAUAAAGGUUUCACAGGAGGAAGAGAAGGACAGAAACUCAGAAUACCAAGAUACAUCUAAAGAACAGCAGGAACCUGAGUCAGAGACUAAUGCACUUUGGGAGGUGACAGAAGACACCCUCUCUUCGCUUGACUUGGGGAUUAAGAAAGGAGCGGAAAGGAGCAAUGGGUCCUUGACGUUCUCAGGUUACCCCGGCCAGCCGUCAGCUGUGGAGGGCACACGCUGGGAGGAACUAGGAGACUCCAUUGACAGACCCAGCGCAGUUCUUCAGAGAGUAGAGGAGACCGUCUACAGAGAUGUGGCAUGUGCCCCGCUUCACACAAGCCACCAAAUACAAAGUUACUCUGAGGCUGAGGAGAAGGGAUCUGGAGUGAGUCACGGGACCGAACACCUCCUUGUCAGUAACCAAGAGGAGAAAAAUGAAAGCCCCAGUUUUAUCAUGCCUUUAGCUCCAAUUUGCCAAAGAAGUUCUCACAUUUGUGCAGACGUCACUUUGGAAAGGGACCAACAGUGUGGCAGGUUUUUAAACACUGCUCUGAAUGGAAUUUUUGAUAGAACAAGGGAACUUUAUUUGGAAAAUCGAAAGGAAAAAUUGUUUCAUGGUGGAAAAGGAGACAAAGCAUGCAGUGAUUACCGACCAGAUAACAGAGAUGAAACGUUAACAGCUUGUUCUGGUCAAAGUCUCAAUAAAAAGCGUGUAAAGUCUCCAUUACCUGAGGAUUCACAACAUCCUUUGUCCCUUGACAAUAAGAGGACCAAAGCCUCUUCCACGGUCAAUAAUGCAAGGAAUGAACUUUCAAAGUUGACCAUACUUACAGGUGACAACUUUGUGGUCAAUGAGGAAGCUCACACAGCAUAUAUCACACUGGACCUGGAUGGUAUUUCAAACAUUGACACUCUACUUGCUGAUGAGAAUGGAAACCACAAUGAUUGUAAAUCUUUAGAGGACGUCAAAAGCAAAAAUACCUGUGAGGCUGAACAAAAAAAGAACAUCAAGAUGCCUCACAAAGCCUCAAAGACAGAGGGUAAAAAAUCAGCAGGCCUUAAAACCAUAGAGAAACCAGCUAGUCGCAAGGAGAAAUCCAAACAGGCAGCUGCACAAGUGUCAAAAAAACAAGAGACACCACCUCCUGAAUCACUUGACACGUGUGAGUCAUCGACAGCAAAGGCAGGAGCCGAUGUGUCUGUGACAGUCAUUGAGACAAUAGUGAUAACAGAAAAAGCCACCAGUAAAUCUCGUGGCAAGAAGAAGAAAAAACACUCCCAGCAUGCACCUGGAAAAGCUGAGACUGAGACCCUGAAGGCAGAAGAGAGUUGUUCCCAACUGAAAACUCUGAAGGAGCAAACCGUUGCCUUUGACACAACACUUGUAACACAGAGUAGAAGUAAGAAUGACAAGCCAACAUCUCUUGCUUCCAUAAAGGACUGUUUUCAAGCAGAUAAUAGGCAGGAACCAUCAACUGUAAAUUACUUAGCAGCAGUGUCCAAGGGAAAAGAUACCUUAAUAGAGGAAAAAUGCACCUUUGCAGAUAACACCCUGAGUGUCCCAGCUUCAACAGAAAGCACCUCUGUAGAAGCUGGCCUUGUGACCCAGCCAGAUGAAAAUAUUUUAAAAGGUUGCUGUUUGUCAAAGGACAAGAAUGGAGACCAAGCUCCAGAAUGUAAGCCAAAGACAGAGGAGUAUUCUUCCCUAAUGAAAAAUGAUGAACAUGCCAUUCCAGAAGAGACGAGUCACAGGAAGGCCUACAGCGAAGUGGUCAAGCGGAAGACACGGAUAGAAAAAGAAGUCCCCAGAGCGCUGCAGGACAUCACGGCGGAGAAGCUUUCAGAUGAGCCUGGGAGCAUCAGCCUCUGCUGCCAGUUCAGCGCUGUCUCCGUGGAUACCACUGUGGAAUGGAUGAAAGAAGGGGUCAUUCUGGCACAAGCAAAGAGAAGUACAGGUGAUGAAAGCCCAGUUACCUUCACAAUCCCCAAGGCAUCCAGCAAAGACCUUGGAAGGUACCAGUGCUGUCUGAGCUACCCACAUGGAACUGUGACGUCAGAGUUUCACCUGACCUCCGAUGUGCUGAAUGAAUUCAUCCCCAGUCAAAACCACACAGUGAGAGAGAUUGAGGGGAUGGGCGAGGAUGUGAAGUGUGCCCCGCUGCUGUUCAGAGAUGACUUCCUCAGUGAGCAGUACUUUGGGGAGAACCAGCCAGCCAGUAUCAUGACUGAGGAGGCCCACUUCGGCGAGGGCAUGCACCGCCGGGCCUUUCGGACCAAGCUUGUCGAGGGCAUGCAGUCCACUUUCACUCCGGGACACCCCUGCGUGCUCAAGGUGCACAACGCUGUCAGCCACGGAACCAAGAACAACGAGGAGCUCGUCCACAAGAACUACAACCUGGCUGUGGAGGAGUGCUAUGUGCAGAACACUGCCAGGGAGUACAUCAAGGCCUACACAAUGGUGGCCAAGUCCACAGAGGCUUUUGGAGAGGUUCCAGAGAUCAUUCCCAUCUUCCUUGUGCAUCGUCCCUCCAAUAAUAUCCCGUACGCCACGCUGGAGGAGGAGCUGAUGGGCGACUUCGUCAAGUACUCUGUGAAGGACGGGAAGGAGAUCAACCUGACGAGGAGAGACUCAGAGGCAGGGCAGAAGUGCUGCACCUUCCAGCACUGGGUCUAUCACAUGACUGAGGGCAACCUGCUGGUCACCGACAUGCAAGGUGUGGGGAUGAAGUUAACUGACGUGGGUAUAGCAACUCCUAAAAAAGGUUACAAGGGGUUCAAGGGAAACUGUGCCACCUCGUUUAUUGACCAGUUCAAAGCCCUCCACCAGUGUAACAAAUUCUGCGAGUUACUGGGCCUCACAUCUCUCCAACCUGCCCAGCAGAAGCCCAAAAGGACAGGACCUGCUCCAAAGCCAAAGUCACAGCCCCAGACAAAGAAAAAGACAUUCGCCUUCAACCUGAAGAGCAAAUCCUGAGGAAUGCUUUCCUUCAAACCUUGGGCAUUAUCAGCAUAGAGUGUUCAACACAGACUGUGUCUGGGGGCAAUGAAAGGAUCUGCUUUUGUACCAGAUAGCUGCAUCUAUAUAAUCCUGUUUCACUUAAGUAUUUGCUGCACUGUACGUGAGAUUAGCUUUCAGUUAGGAAUAGAUAUUAUCCUGAAUUUCAGACGCAGAAAGUGAGGUGGUAGCUAACCAUGUCAGUGCAGAGUCGUUGUUGACCUUUUCCUUGCUUUUUGUUGUUUGUGGGUUAUCUUAAUGGCAAAGAGCAAUCUGAUGGACCUGCUAUCCAUGACAAUGAAGUACAGCCAUUAAAGUGAGCUCUCCAGCCACACACACAUGCACCAGAUUUGCCAAAUAAUGGUACAUUUUAGAGGUAAUUUCUCUCAAGUUGGACAAAUUUAUAUACAUAAUUGUAUUGAGUAAAAAUGGGCAUUUACUUUUACACUUUGGAAAGUGCCACCUUUUAAAACUCAUGCAACUAAGUGUAUUUUCUUUCGGUGAUCACAUACAAGUUAAACAUUACAAAUUCAGCUGUUAAAAUCCUCUCUGAAAAUUUUUCAUUGACAUUGCUGUAAUUUUUAGAGUAAUGUAAGAUAGGAAAUAGAAAUAUUAACAAUUAAGUAAAAUUUUAAAAGCUUUCUGUUUUUUUUUUUACUUUAAGGGCAGCUAGAGGUUGCUACUAUAUGUGCCUUAAAGAAAAUGACUAAGAUGUACAUACUCUGUUUUAAGGUUAUACUUGGUUUACUAUAAUUAAUCACUAAUAUUUGUCUGUGGUCUGAAGGUCAAAAUGAGUGUGUCAGGUUGCCUCUUAACACUGGAGAUUUCAGAGGCUUGUCUCCUGCAGAUUUUUGGGAAAUAUUUUAAAGUCAAAGUGGAUUUGGAAAAUUGUUUGAAAAAUAACAUCAGCGGCCCCCAACCCCCACACAUCCCAACCCCUUUGCGUGGAGAAAGCAGCCCAGUCCAUGGCCGAUGUUGAAACGUGGUGACGUUUCCCUCAAUAACAUAACACCGUGUCAUUCUGAAGAGUGGCUUUGUGUUGGGAAACGCAGCUCUCUGGCUGCUGAAGGGACAGCUAUGGGAGGGGGUCAACCCCUGGAACGUCUGCCUGGUUGACUUAUUAAACCAGCUGUCUGUCUGCCUCGGCAGAUAUGCUCGGCCUGCAACCUCUGCAGCUUCCAGGAGCAUUCAGACACGUUUGAGUUCUCGCCAAACUAUUAAUACCUUUCUCUCCCCAUAAAUUUGAACCUCAGCCUGAUGUCAUUCCCAUACAUGCACAGAGGGGUUGAUAAUGGCAAAUUUGUCUUCACUGUACUUUUGUUUUCAUAGUACUCUAAAACAUCAAUAUUGUAUUCUGUCAUUUUGGAGAAAGCUUUCACCUGAAUGUUCACUUUCUAAUGAAUACAGUGGUGAUCAGCUGACUGCCAGACACAUUGUAAUACUGUUUUUUUUUGUUUUAGUGUCGGUUUACAUUUGUUUUCAUUUAACUUCCCUUGAAGGGGUGUAAAGCUGUAGUAAAGUUUAAAUGCAGUUUUGCUGAAGACAGUGCAUCACUGAGACAUUGUCCAAACUGGUUUGUUAAAGCUGUGAACCUUCUUUAUUUCUUCUAUUUUCUAGAUAUCUAAAACUGUACUGAAACCAAUGUGUUACUUUUAAGUUGAUACUGUGAGAAUAAAAC